This is a messenger RNA of Electrophorus electricus (electric eel), 4635 nucleotides long. RefSeq names its product phospholipase D1b (gene pld1b). Gene Ontology annotation, molecular function: phosphatidylinositol binding; D-type glycerophospholipase activity. Gene Ontology annotation, cellular component: plasma membrane region; intracellular membrane-bounded organelle. NCBI's taxonomy places the organism in Eukaryota, Metazoa, Chordata, Actinopteri, Gymnotiformes, Gymnotidae. Gene Ontology annotation, biological process: regulation of vesicle-mediated transport; intracellular signal transduction; regulation of microvillus assembly. The record is from RefSeq and is a predicted model, not a curated record.
UCUGCCUGCCUGUGAGUGCUGUGUGAGCUUGCGGGCUUUCCUGCUUAGUUGUUAUAUAAGGAUACAUUGUGUGCUUUUCUGGCUGGUGAGAAGAGGCGAGAAAAAAGGAAAUCGCACACAAUGGGGGCUUCUUUGCCAGUGUCGGGGCAGCAGAGCCCUGGCUGGCAGACUCCGUGUUAGCCAUGCUGAAGCAAACGGACCCCACUGCCAGCACCCUGCACCUGGUGGCUGCCGACAUGACCGAGAUCAUGGAGAAGCUGGACACGCGCGAGCUGGACAUCGGAGACGGGGAGGAUGUGUUCGACGGCCACGAUGCCAGUGGUCCAGAAUCCCGCAUCCCCUUCUCUGCUGUGUACAAGACAAUGGGCUUCAAAGAACCGGGAGCUCAAGUUUUUCUCACCACGCUUCCGAUCACUGCCAAAAUUCUGGAGGUGGAGCGUUUCGCCUCUGCUCAGGACCGCUUCAACACUACCCAGCAGAGGAGCGUCUCCAAGAAACUGCCAGCCGUCUUCAGGAUUGAGCUGAGACAUGGGACUUUCAGCUGGAUAGUGAAGAGGAAGGAAAAGCACUUCAUGGAGUUGCAUCGGGAGCUCCGCACCUAUAAGACCUUCCUGAGGAUUCCUCUGCCCUCCCGCACCCAUACAGAGCGGAGGCAGACGGUCAGACAAACGCGUCAGAUGCCCUCUCUGCCUCGCGGCGGCGGUGAUGACCUGGCCAGGGAGGAGCAAGUGUCCAGCCGGAGGAGGCAACUUGAAGAUUACUUAAAUAAGCUACUGAAAAUGCCAUUGUAUCGGAACUACCACGCCACAAUGGAAUUCAUUGAUGUGAGCCAGCUGUCCUUCAUUGAGGAUUUGGGACCAAAAGGCUUGGAGGGCAUGGUUCACAAAAGGUCAGGAGGUCACCGUAUUCCUGGACUCAACUGCUGUGGCCACAGCAAAAUAUGCUACCGCUGGUCAAAGCGGUGGCUGGUAGUAAAGGACUCCUUCCUCCUCUACAUGAAGCCUGAUUCAGGGGCCAUCUCAUUCGUCCUUCUGGUGGACAGAGAGUUCUCCGUCAAAAUGGACUCCAAGGACACGGAGACCCAGCAUGGUGUGCGCAUUGACAGCCUGUGCAGGAACCUGGUUCUGAAGUUCUCCAGUUUCCGCCAUGCCCGCUGGUGGGGUCAGGCCAUCGACGAGUUUGUGCACAAGUAUGGCAGUGCCUUCCUCCGGGACCACCGUUUCAGUUCCUUUGCUGAAGUGCAGGAGAACAUCGCAGCCAAAUGGUACGUGAAUGGUAAAGUGUACAUGGAAGAUGUGGCUAAUGCACUGGAGAAGGCUGAGGAGGAGAUCUUCAUCACUGAUUGGUGGCUGAGUCCUGAGAUUUUCCUCAAGAGGCCUGUCGUUGAAGGGAACCGCUGGCGUCUCGACAGCAUACUGACGCGCAAAGCGCAAAAAGGAGUGCGGAUAUUUGUGAUGCUGUAUAAGGAAGUGGAGCUGGCACUCGGAAUCAACAGUGAAUAUAGCAAACGGACUCUACUACAGCUCCACCCAAACAUCAAGGUGAUGAGACACCCCGACCACGUGUCAUCCACUGUUUACCUAUGGGCUCAUCACGAGAAGAUCGUGGUCAUCGACCAAUCGGUGGCCUUUGUAGGAGGCAUCGACCUGGCAUAUGGGCGUUGGGAUGACCAUGAACAUCGGCUGACUGACGUGGGGAGCGUGACCAGAACUCUCAACGCUUCUGCAGAGAACAUGACAGAGAUGUCACCUAUCAUGGCGUCUCCCCCAAAUGGGUCUGGUCCAGCCCAGAGCAAUGGGAAGAGCACGGGCAUGGACAUGACGGAGCAGCCCAGACUGAGGGGCCAUGGGAAGACCAAGAGGAGUCGCUUCAGUAUCCGAAAACGCCUGCAGAAACACGGGCUGGCCCCAGCCGACAGCGUGAGCAGUGUAGACAGCUCGGAGGAAAAGGCAGACACUGCACCGGAGCUGCAGGCUGAUGUCAUUGGUCUGAUGGGGAACACGCGCUUUUGGCAUGGCAAGGAUUACUGCAACUUUGUCCACAAGGACUGGAUCCAACUGGACAAGCCCUUCGAUGAUUUCAUUGACCGGCAUACGACUCCCAGAAUGCCUUGGCACGACAUUUCCUCUGUGGUUCAUGGGAAGGCUGCCAGAGAUGUCGCGAGGCACUUCAUUCAGCGCUGGAAUUUUACAAAGAUAAUGAAGCCGAAGUACAGGUCGCUCUCCUACCCGUACCUCCUUCCCAAGUCCCACAGCACCGCCAACGAGAUCAAGCAUCAGGUCCCAGGCAGCGUCUCCACUAGAGUGCAGGUGUUGCGGUCAGCAUCGGACUGGUCGGCUGGCAUAAAGCACCACGAGGAAUCCAUCCACAAUGCAUAUGUCCGUGUGAUCGAAAACAGCAAACACUACAUCUACAUAGAGAACCAGUUUUUCAUAAGCUGUGCUGACAACAAGCUCGUGUGGAACAGGAUCGGCGACACUAUCACAUGGCGGAUCAUCAAAGCGCACCGGGAGGGCCAAAAGUAUCGCGUGUAUGUGGUCACGCCCCUCCUGCCUGGGUUCGAGGGUGAUAUCAAGACUGGAGGAGGGAGUGCACUCCAGGCUGUCAUGCACUUCAACUACAGAACGAUGGUUAGGGGAGAACAUUCCAUCAUAUCCCAGCUGAAGCGAGAGAUGGGAGAUCAGUGGAUGAAUUACAUCUCGUUUGGGGGUCUACGGACUCAUGCUGAGCUCGAGGGCAAGUUGGUGACCGAGCUAAUCUAUGUUCACAGCAAAAUGCUGAUUGCAGACGAUAAUACAGUCAUUAUUGGUUCAGCCAACAUCAAUGAUCGCAGUAUGCUGGGGAAGAGGGACAGUGAGGUGGCUGUCAUCUUUGAGGACACAGAGACCGAGACGUCCGUGAUGGACGGACAGGAGUACCAGGCUGGCCGCUUUGGACUGCACCUCCGUCUGGAAUGCUUCCGGAUAAUUCUGGGUGCCAAGACAGACCCCAGCAUAGAUGUCACUGACCCCAUCAGCGACCACUUCUACAAGGACGUGUGGCUGACUACCGCCGCGCGCAAUGCAACUAUCUACCAGAAGGUGUUUCGCUGCCUGCCCUCCAGUGACGUGCGGACCAUCCCGGAGCUGGAGGGAUAUCUGGCCAGGACAGGCCUGGACCGGGACGACCCGGCCCGCGCACAGGAGGAGCUGAAGAAGAUCCGUGGCUUCCUUGUGCAGUUCCCCCUCUACUUCCUGAGCGAGCAGAACUUGCUGCCGCCCAUCGGUUCCAAGGAAGCCAUGGUGCCCAUGGAGGUGUGGACCUGAGGGUCCGCAGGCUCCCUUCCCCCGUGCCCGGCCGGCGCUCGUCUAGGGACCUGUGUGUUACUUGGCCUGGUGCACUCGGGGACAAUUGUUGGGCUCGGGUGUUUUCACUAUAGACCCGAAGAACAUAAACCAAACGAGAAUAGGAGGGACUUCUCAAGGAGCAACCAGUCAGUUUCUGGGCACUGAUUGUACUAAGCCAGAGUGAUUCAUAUCAUUGCCGCCAGAAAUUCCUUCCUGGUUCACAUUGUGUCUAACACUAUGCAGCUGGAACAAAGACAGAAAACAUACUACAGUGCUCUUGUGUCUGUUCUACAAGACCCCCUCUGAUUUAGGGGGUUUCUGAUUGUAAACGUUUUUCAAUAUCCUGUGACUUCAGACAUUCUAUAAAAGGCACCAGUAAGCGCUGUUGCUCAAUGGCUGCUGCAAAAUGCUUCCUGUUUCCUUGUCUCCAGUUCUGCAGUCUGGUGGCCUGUAAUGAAUUAAAUGUAUUACACAUCUCUGUGUUGAAGUGCCAGUACUCAGCGUCUGGUGCAUGCAGUCCACUGGUUGUAAUACUGCUUUUAUACUGGCCUUUGUAUUUUGCCAUGUUUUCUUCUAAGGACUGUUCUGCAUUAGAUAUAUUGUAGGCCAGGUUUGUAUGGACUGGCCGAGGCACUUUAUUAUAUAGUGUAGUGUGUGUAUAUAGUAUAUUAUUUACUGCCACCCUGCCGUCAGUUCUACGUGCCUGGAACUUUUGAAAGCCAUCAAAGGGCUUUUCUUUGGGGCCACGUUUCACUGAAGUGCCUCUAGAAAGGUUCGUGGGAACAACAUUAUUCAGUCUUAUACAGUACAUGCCUACAGGUCUGCUUAUCCCAGCACACAAGAAAACCUCCGUGGUAACAGCCUCGCAGAGACACCUCAGCCAGGGCUGAGUCCUCCCACUUCAUGGAGAGCAGAUGCUCUUGCCUUGAACCGUCAUUGAAGCCAUCUUUCGAGCAGUUAAAAUAAAUGGAUGCGAUACAGUGGAUGAACUGUGCGAAUGAACAGUGUUUUAUGUGUGUCAAGGCAGUGGGGUGAAUGAUUUGAAGCCUGUGUACACGUUUUGCAUUGUAAAUUUGGAAACAGUUGUGCUCUGCAAACAGCCUCUGUUAAUAAGUGCAUGCACACUGACCCCUCCCCCCCCACCUGAUUCUUUUUUUCCUUCAGAGUACUUGUUAGAAAUAGUAAGGAGCUUCACUAAGCUGAAUACACAGGAAGUGGACUUCAUGCAAUUCAGUAAAUACAUUUACAUUUAUGGCAUUUAGCUGACAUUUUUAUCCAAAGCAACUUACAAUUAUGACUGAAUAUAAUU